Sorghum bicolor (sorghum) is the source of this 1637-nucleotide messenger RNA. RefSeq lists its product as uncharacterized. The transcript is spliced from 2 exons. Lineage: Eukaryota; Viridiplantae; Streptophyta; Magnoliopsida; Poales; Poaceae. The record is from RefSeq and is a predicted model, not a curated record. The coding region runs from base 186 to 1484 and encodes 432 amino acids.
UGAUCACAGCGCUUACGAUGACAAGCUACUCAUCCAGGCACACAGACUAGACUAGCUGCAACUUCUUGACCUCCUUUCUCCUCCUCUUUUAGGAACAAACCAAGAAGAACCACCACACCUCUCUCUCUCAGCUGGGGCAUCCACAGCAAGAUCUAUCCCAAGAUAUAUCAUCACCGAUCAACACCAUGACCAAUAAUACCAUACCACACGAUCAUCGUCAUCAUCACCAUCGGCUGCGGCCGCUUCAUCAGGAGAUGGAUCAGCUGCAAGCACUGGCUGUGAAGCCGCAGGCGAAGAGGCAGGCGAGGAGGAGGACGCACACGAGCAGGCCCUACCAGGAGAGGCUGCUCAACAUGGCGGAGGCGCGGCGGGAGAUCGUCACCGCCCUCAAGAUCCACCGGGCCAGCAGCACGAGGCAUCAGCAGCAGCAGCAAUCCACCUACUACCAGCAGCAUCGUCAGGAGGAGCCACCGAUUGCGCAGCAGCUCCAGCAACAGCAAGAAGACGAGCAGCAGCAGGCGCAGCAAGUGGCGUUUCAGGAUCGUCGAAGCCAAGCGGCGAUUGACGAAGAAGCAUCAUCUCUGGCGCAUACGCCGUCGACGACGAUGAGCUACGCCGCCGCCUCCUUCGCCAAUCCGUUGCGCAACCCUCCACCUGCGCACUGGAUUGCUGCCGGUAGUAGCUAUAGCUACUGCUCACCGCCACCCAUCCUUCGUCUUCCUUGUGAUGAUCUCACGCCACCUGAACUGCCACUACCCGUACCCGCUGCCGCCAUGGGGGGAUUAUUGGUGGAGCUGGAGCACUACCAAGCCGGCUUGGAGCACUUGGUUCGCAGCCUGCCUGCACAGCCGCUAGGACUGAACCUUAGCUUCCAAGGUUUUGGUGUCUCUGUAGACGACGGUGCCAAAGACGACUGUGAAGAUCUCUUUGGCAGCCUUCCAUUGACCCAACCAUCACCGGCUGCCUCGUACUCGUACUCACCUCCGGCAGUGGAGACGACGGCGACCGCCCAAGCCUAUGGUCAUGGAUCACCAGUAGCAGCGGCGUUGGUCCCGGUGCUUCUGGACGGCGGGGAGAUGAUGGCGCAGCCAUCGACCGGCGGCGGCGAGAUGCAGGGCGCGGAGUGGAGCGAGGCGGCGGCCGCGGACGUGGCCGAAUGGUGGAGCAAGAUCCUCGAGAGCGGGCAACGCGCGCCCCCAAACGCGGAGGACGUGGCGGCGACGGCGGCCGGUUUGCCGGCAGAGUGGCGGUGGUUUUGUUGUGAAGACGGUGUUGGUGUCGCUGCCGCCGAGCAAGGAGCGGUCACGGGGGGAGUCCUGGCGACGAGGAUGCACGUCGAAGACGGCGACUACACCUGCUGCUACGAGGGGGGUCGCUGCGACGACGGCGAACACGUUACCUUGCCGUGCAUGGAUGAUGGCAUCGGCGACGACGUUCAAGGGUGGGAUGGGGAAUGGUUCUCAACUUCUCAUGCUCUUGAUUAACUGCACGAUCGCCAUGUCUACGUCGACCGUGCAUUUCUGUACACCUGACCCAACUCGAGGUGUUCAUGUAUGUGAUUUGAUUUCGAUAUAAAAACGUGAUGCUCAAAUGAAUUAGAUUGCUUGUACGUACGAGUAAUUAUAUAUUGGCAUGAA